GAGCUUGUCCAGCGUAGUAGCGUAGGUGCUGAAGAUCGAGCUAGCAAUGACACAUAUACAUAUUAUGCAUGCGAUGAUGGGAUGUAAGCCCUAUGUAUAUUCCUUCAACAUCGUACCUAUGGAAGGUGGCUGUGAGACCCGGCUGGCGGGAACAUUUAUUGGAGUCUCUAAGAUCAUACGUGAGAGAUCGUCGUCGUGCGCACCGAAAUAGAAAACUACUUCUCCGCUAGCCAAUAUUUUGUCUGGUCGUUCUCUGUAUUGGCCUGAUUGGUAAAUAUGUCUCUGAAUUGGGCAAAUGACGUGCCGAUGUUAGGGUACGCGGCGAGAUGAAAAUGCUGCGCAAAGCGUCAGCAUGUGCGAUUUUCGCUAUUGGCAACUCAUCCUUUGUACUUCUAUGGAGGAAUAUAUAUUUAGAGGCCAGCAAUCCUCAACACGGUCAAUAUCUGUCUAGACUACGAAAGCCUUCAUUGAUAUUCCACCAUGGCUUUGUUCUCAAUUGCCUGUCUUGCCUUGGUCUCUCUCGCCAGCUCGCUCGAGUUGCCAAAACUCUCCGAGAGAGCUACUGGUUGUGGUAAGACGCCAUCCUUUACACCCGGCGAUUUUAAGAACUUCACAACCUCGGAUGGUCGCGAGUACCGGGCUUGGCUGCCAGCAAGUUACGACUCCAACAAGGCGAGCCCUCUUAUUCUGAGUUACCACGGCGCCAACAGGGAUAUAUCCCACCAAAUCGCCUUGGACGAAUUAACACACCCGCGCUUCAACAAAGACCAUAUUGUAGUGUAUCUACAAGGUUUGGCGGCCGAUGGAACUACCAAGACGAAGUGGGAGGGAGCUCCGGACUGUAACUCGAACGACAUCAAAUUUACAGGCGAGGUGCUCGAUGCUAUAACCGGCAGCCUGUGCGUAGACGAGAAGCGAAUCUACGCGACAGGCAAGUCCCAGGGUGGCGGGUUCGUAGGGCGUCUCGCAUGCGAUUCCGGCCUGUCGAGCCGAAUCGCGGCUUUUGCCCCUGUUUCCGGCGCGUAUUACAUUAAAGAGAUCGACAAAAAGUCAGACUGUCAUCCGGAAACGGUGAAAGUGCCAUGCGACGCCGCUCGUACCAAUAUCCCGAUACUGGCAUUCCACGGAGGCGCCGACCACACGAUAGAAUACCACGGCGAUUUCCGAUCGAAUGCUUGUCUGCCAGACGUCAGCUCCUGGGCUCGACAGUGGGCGCUGAGGGAUGGCUUGAGCGGCACACCGGUCAAUUCGACGGUGGCCAAGUCAGAUAAUGGAGUGAAUAUGAGCUAUGGGGGAAAUGGCUUGGUCACUCUGGUGUACGAUGGUGAUAACAUCGGACACGAUUGGCCAUCUACGGUAAAGAACGACGAUAACGACGGAGUCAGACUCGCUGCGUUCAACGCCAGCGCGCGUAUUAUGGAUUUCUUCCGAGGCCAUGAGUUGUCUUGAUCAUUCGUGUUCCGUGUUUGGUUAGAUAUUAUAUUGAUAUACUUCUCUUCUUAUCUUAGAUACCUACUUUUUGGCGGCGAUGGUUGUAUUUUCUGAUCCCUUGAAACGGUCCAAGCCGACCAUUGACUCUUCGUAUGAGCUGAAGAGAUGGGUUUAGUUCGCAUAGUAGAUAAUAGUCAUAUCGCUUUGGCGAUCCAGUUCCGAGUCUGAAGUCCGUGACACAUCUCGAUAUUCACGGCUGAACAGGUUGCGAGGCAUCUCAGCCGCGGCGGAGAAGCGGUAACACUUCAACAAACGGCUGAAGCCUUAUGAAUAAUUAGGUAAGAUAUCCUGAUGCUACAGAAUGGGAAGGUAAAUGAAUGAAUCCCAGAGACACGGAGUAGAUAUAGACCAGACUGGCUUCCCCGGUCUGUCCAGACAAGGACUCGGGCUUGGGCGGGACUGUUCCUUUGGCUACACUGUGGAGGUUUCGAUUCCUAAUGAAAAAAAGUAAGUGAAAAAGGAAGCAUAUUAUUAAUUUUGCAUGCUUAAUUGCUUACGAAAUAAAA
Annulohypoxylon truncatum is the source of this 1997-nucleotide messenger RNA. RefSeq names its product carbohydrate esterase family 1 protein. Gene Ontology annotation, molecular function: feruloyl esterase activity. The transcript has 2 exons. NCBI's taxonomy places the organism in Eukaryota, Fungi, Ascomycota, Sordariomycetes, Xylariales, Hypoxylaceae. Bases 481 to 1449 code for a protein of 322 amino acids. The record is from RefSeq and is a predicted model, not a curated record.